AUCAAAGAUUAACCUCUUUCGCCAAAUUUGGGUCUUUGUUUUCGUAGGACUUAAGGCAAGGUAUUUUUAUUGCCAGGUGUUUUCUAAUCUGAUAAAUUUCCACAAAAAUCAUUUGAAAUGGAGGCUGUAGAUAAAGAAAUUGAAUUGGGCGAUAAAAAAUCCUACGCUGGUAUCCCAGAAGCCGAAUUUGUGGAAGAUGUAGAUGCCUACAUGGCUAGACCUGAAAAUGUAGACGGUGUCGAUGAAGUAUUGAAAAGGCUUGAUAAUCAACAUGCAAAAUAUAAAUUUAUGGAAUAUAAUCUUGCCUCGAAAAAGAAACGUUUACAAACCCAAGUACCAGAACUCAAAAGAUCUUUAUUAACAAUCGAAGAAUUGGAAAAACAAAAAACUGAGUUCGAAGCCCAAUUUUUGCUUAGUGAACAAGUUUUUGCAAAAGCUAAAAUUCCACCGACGGAACAUGUGUGCCUUUGGCUGGGAGCUAAUGUAAUGCUAGAAUAUACUCUGGAAGAUGCUAAAAAACUACUCAGUCAAAAUAUAGCCGUCGCUACACGAAACCUUGGAUAUGUUGAACAUGAUUUGGAUUUUUUGAGAGACCAAUUCACAACAACCGAGGUUAAUAUGGCUAGAGUUUACAAUUGGGAUGUAAAGAGGAAGCAGGCAGCAAAGGCUAAGUGAGAAUUGAAUCAAAGCCAAGUGAAGUAAAGAAAGAGUUGUUACCUCAAUUCAAUUUUAACGCAACUUUCGAAGGUUAAUCUGAUUUUCAUCAUCCACAAUCACCCAGUAUAUGUUCAAUUACAUAUGGCUUAAAUUAUUUCACCUUAGUUUGUAAUUGAAUAAACUGGUUUUCAC
This is a messenger RNA of Coccinella septempunctata (seven-spotted ladybird), 849 nucleotides long. RefSeq names its product prefoldin subunit 3 (gene mgr). Lineage: Eukaryota; Metazoa; Arthropoda; Insecta; Coleoptera; Coccinellidae. Gene Ontology annotation, biological process: protein folding; microtubule-based process; tubulin complex assembly. The transcript is spliced from 3 exons. Gene Ontology annotation, cellular component: prefoldin complex; cytoplasm. The coding region runs from base 118 to 675 and encodes 185 amino acids. The record is from RefSeq and is a predicted model, not a curated record. Gene Ontology annotation, molecular function: tubulin binding.